Molecule: messenger RNA, 1708 nt
Organism: Homo sapiens (human)
Lineage: Eukaryota; Metazoa; Chordata; Mammalia; Primates; Hominidae
Gene: MRPL3
Product: mitochondrial ribosomal protein L3
Exons: 10
Coding region: 151-1197 (348 amino acids)
Biological process (GO): translation
Cellular component (GO): mitochondrial inner membrane; ribosome; mitochondrion
Molecular function (GO): structural constituent of ribosome
Source: RefSeq, marked reviewed
GCAGAGAGCAUCGGCCGGCGACCGUUCCGGCGGCCAUUGCGAAAACUUCCCCACGGCUACUGCGUCCACGUGGCGGUGGCGUGGGGACUCCCUGAAAGCAGAGCGGCAGGGCGCCCGGAAGUCGUGAGUCGAGUCUUCCCGGGCUAAUCCAUGCCGGGUUGGAGGCUGCUGACGCAGGUCGGCGCCCAGGUGCUGGGUCGACUCGGGGACGGCCUGGGUGCUGCCCUGGGCCCGGGGAACAGAACACACAUCUGGCUUUUUGUUAGAGGUCUUCAUGGAAAGAGUGGUACAUGGUGGGAUGAGCAUCUUUCUGAAGAAAAUGUCCCAUUCAUUAAGCAGUUGGUCUCUGAUGAAGAUAAAGCCCAAUUAGCAAGUAAACUGUGUCCUCUGAAAGAUGAACCAUGGCCUAUACAUCCUUGGGAACCAGGUUCCUUUAGAGUUGGUCUUAUUGCCUUGAAGCUGGGCAUGAUGCCUUUAUGGACCAAGGAUGGUCAAAAGCAUGUGGUCACAUUACUUCAGGUACAAGACUGUCAUGUCUUAAAAUAUACGUCAAAGGAAAACUGUAAUGGAAAAAUGGCAACCCUGUCUGUAGGAGGAAAAACUGUAUCACGUUUUCGUAAAGCUACAUCCAUAUUGGAAUUUUACCGGGAACUUGGAUUGCCGCCGAAACAGACAGUUAAAAUCUUUAAUAUAACAGAUAAUGCUGCAAUUAAACCAGGCACUCCUCUUUAUGCUGCUCACUUUCGUCCAGGACAGUAUGUGGAUGUCACAGCCAAAACUAUUGGUAAAGGUUUUCAAGGUGUCAUGAAAAGAUGGGGAUUUAAAGGCCAGCCUGCUACGCAUGGUCAAACGAAAACCCACAGGAGACCUGGAGCUGUUGCAACUGGUGAUAUUGGCAGAGUCUGGCCUGGAACUAAAAUGCCUGGAAAAAUGGGAAACAUAUACAGGACAGAAUAUGGACUGAAAGUGUGGAGAAUAAACACAAAGCACAACAUAAUCUAUGUAAAUGGCUCUGUACCUGGACAUAAAAAUUGCUUAGUAAAGGUCAAAGAUUCUAAACUGCCUGCAUAUAAGGAUCUCGGUAAAAAUCUACCAUUCCCUACAUAUUUUCCUGAUGGAGAUGAAGAGGAACUGCCAGAAGAUUUGUAUGAUGAAAACGUGUGUCAGCCCGGUGCGCCUUCUAUUACAUUUGCCUAACAUCUUUGGACGUGGCAGAACCUUACAUAUUCUGUGAGCUUCGAUGAGCCAGAGUGAUAUCAUAACCACCAGAAAUCAUACUCUCCUUUCUUAGUCACAACAAAAUCACACAUGUCAUCUUUGUCAAGGGCAUAAAUAUAUCAUUCAUACCCCCAUUAAAUUUUGUUAGAAAAAUUACCACAUUAAAUAUAUGAGUUAAGUAGAUUGGAUUUGCUGAAAUUGGUGUUGGGCAUAUUAGCAAAAUAUUCUUAAUUUGUGGACUCGAUUCUUUUUUACUACAUAUUUCCCAAGUUAUCUUAAGAUGUCUGUAAAUUUAACUUUUAUUAAAGUUUUGUCAAUCUUUGUGAAAUAGUGGUUGUGGAACAGUAGAAAACCAUAUGGGGACUAUAGUGCAACCUAUUUGGGUAAAGAAACCAUUUGCUAAAAUGGAGAAAGUAAAUAGAUUUUUAUUUAAAUUACAGAAACAUGUUAAAGGCCGGACAAAGGAAAGACAAUAAAAUCAUAAAUUAUC